Messenger RNA from Zalophus californianus (California sea lion), 6352 nucleotides. It is a transcript of the gene ABI3BP, whose product is annotated as ABI family member 3 binding protein. Gene Ontology annotation, biological process: positive regulation of cell-substrate adhesion; extracellular matrix organization. The transcript is spliced from 62 exons. The coding region runs from base 79 to 5112 and encodes 1677 amino acids. Lineage: Eukaryota; Metazoa; Chordata; Mammalia; Carnivora; Otariidae. The record is from RefSeq and is a predicted model, not a curated record. Gene Ontology annotation, molecular function: protein binding.
GACAGUCCACUUAAAUGCAGUUCCAGGGUUGCAGGACGCCCACCAGCAUCACUCCCCGUGCGAGGUGGCAAAUACAACAUGCUCUCCAGCUUGGGGUGUCUACUUCUCUGUGGAAGUAUUGCACUAGCCCUGGGAAAUGCACAGAAAUUGCCAAAAGGUAAAAGGCCAAGCCUGAAAGUCCACAUCAAUACCACAAGCGACUCUAUCCUCUUGAAGUUCCUACGUCCAAAUCCAAAUGUAAAACUAGAAGGUUUUCUCCUGGGAUAUGGCAGCAACUUGUCACCAAACCAGUACUUCCCUCUUCCAGCGGAAGGGAAGUUCACGGAGGCUGUGGUCGAUGCGGAGCCUAAAUAUCUGAUUGUUGUGCGGCCUGCUCCUCCUCCAAGUCGAAAGAAGUCAUGCUCAGGUAAAGCGCGCUCCCGCAAACCUCUGCAGCUGGUGGUUGGCACUCUGACACCAAGCUCCGUGUUCCUGUCUUGGGGUUUCCUCAUUAACCCACACCAUGACUGGACGUUACCAAGUCACUGUCCCAAUGACAGAUACUAUACAAUUCGCUAUAGAGAAAAGGAUAAGGAAAAGAAAUGGGUUUUUCAACUCUGUCCGGCCACUGAGACAAUUGUGGAAAAUCUAAAACCCAACACAGUUUAUGAAUUUGGAGUGAAAGACAAUGGAGAAGGUGGAAUUUGGAGUAAGAUUUUCAAUCACAAGACUGUUGUUGGCAGUAAAAAAGUAAAUGGGAAAAUCCAAAGCACUUAUGACCAAGUCCACACAGUGCCAGCAUAUGUCCCAAGGAAGCUAAUCCCAAUAACCAUCAUCAAACAAGUGAUUCAGAAUGUUACUCACAGGGCUUCAACUAAAUCCCCAGAUAAGACUCCUUUUGGAGGAACAAUAUUAGUCCAUCUUAUUAUUCCAGGCCUUAAUGAAACCACUGUGAAACUUCCUACGUCCAUUAUGCUUGAGAUUUCGGAUGCAAUCAAGACACAGUUAGCUAAGAAUGAAACGUUGGCAUUACCUGCUGAAUCUAAAACACCAGAGGUAGAAAAAAUCCCAGCACAACCCGUAACAGUGACUGCUGAGUCAGUGCCAAGGACCACGAAACCCACUGUGUCUAGCGCAUUAGAAUUUUCAGAAAAAACACUGGUUCUCAGCGAAAGGACCCCGGAAACCCUGCAAACUAUUCUAAUACCUAGGUUUGAAUUGCCACUGAGCACUCUAGCUCCAAAAAGGCUUCCAGAAUUUCCUCAGGCAAACACACCCUUUCCCUUUGAGAAGCCUGAGGGCACUCUGGCUUCGAGUGAAAAGCCAUGGAUUGUGCCUACAAGUAAAACAUCUGAAGAUUCCAAACUUCUCCCACCUCAAACUGCCGCUUACGAUGUUUUCUCAAGCCCUGCGACAUCAGAUGAGCCUGAAAUGUCAGAACCCCACACAGCAACAAGUGAUCCAUUUCUGGACUCUGUCCCACCUAAAACUUCUAGAACUCUUGAACAGCCAAGGGCAACACUGGCUCCAAGUGAAACACCAUUUGUCCCUCAAAAACUGGAAAUCUUUACCAGUCCUGCAAUGCCACCUACAACAUCUGCUGCCCAGCAAACUACAUCUAUCCCUUCUACACCUAAACGACGCAUCAGGCCCAAACCACCAAGAACCAAACCUGAAAGAACCACAAGUCCUGGAACAAUUACACCUAAAAUUCCUAAAAGCCCUGAACCUACAUGGACAACGCUGGCUCCCAGUAAAACACAAUUUAUUUCUUUGAAACCUAAAAUUCCUCUCACCCCAGAAGGGACACCCACCAAACCUGCUCCACCAAAGACCAAACGACCAGGUCGUCGCCCCCGCCCUAAAACCACACCUAGUCCAGAUGUGCCCAAGUCCAAACCUGCUCUGGAACCUGCUACAGUACCUCUGGAGCUCUUGGUGCCCACAAUCGCAUCAAAACCAUCCAAAAGACCUAAAACCACACAUAGACCAGAUGCAUCUCAAAUCCAGCCUGUCUUUAAGCCUGUUACAUUUGAGACGGAAGCUCCCUCUCCAACCAUAGUUCCUGCCACAGACCUUGAACCUGUAACUCUGAGAACUGAGACUUCCACGACAACGUUAGCUCCAAAAACAUCACAACGACCAAGAACACGCCGUCCACGUCCCAAACAUAAAACCACACCGAGCCCAGCUGCAUCUCAGAGCAAACUAGCUACAACAACAAAGAGACCUCGUCAUCCACGCCCCAAAGCUAAAACCACAUCCCAUCCAGAAGUACCUCAGACCAAACUGGUUAUACUUAGAACGGAGGCUCCAGUGACCACACUAGUUCCUGUUACAGACCUUGAACCUAUUACUCUUAGAACUGAGACAUCUGGGACAAAAUUAGCUACUAAAACAUCACAAAGACCCCGUCGUCCACGUCCCAGACCUAAAACCACACCAAGCCUUCAAGUACCUCAGACCAAAUCCGUUCCUGCUACAGUUCUUGAACCUGAGGCCCCAGGAACAACAUUAGCCUCUGAAACAUCACAACAGACACGUCGUCCACGUCCCAGACCAAAAACCACACCAAGUCUUGAAGCUUCUGAGUUCAAACCAGUUCCUACUGCAGACCUUGAACCUGUUGUGUUCAGAACUGAGACAUGGGUAACAACACAAGCUCCUAAAACAUCAAAACGGACCCGUCGUCCACAUCCCAAACAUAAAACUACACCAACUUCUGAAGCACCUCAAACAAAACUGGUUCCUACUACAGAUUUUGAACCUGGCCCUCUUAGAACUAAAGCUCCAGAAAUCGUGGUUCUUCCUACAGCCCUUGAACCCGUCACUCUUAGAACCAAGGCUCCAGAAACAUUAGCUCCUAAAACAGUACAACGAACCCGUCGUCCACGUCCCAGACCUAAAACCACAUCAAGCCCUGAGACACCUCAGACCAAACAGGUUCCUGCUACAAGCUUUGAACCUGUUAUUCAUAGUUCUGAGGCUCCAGAAACAACAUUAGCUCCCACUGAACUGCAAACUCUUAUUUUGAAACCAGUGACAUCACCAAGCCUAGAAAUGACACAGAGUCAACCUGUUUCUGAAGUCCUGGAAUCGGUUACAUUAAGCACUGAGUCAUCAAAGGAAGCUCUAGCACCAACUGUAACAGAUUAUCUGUACCCCUCUGCCAAAGCACCACUCAGUCCAGAGGAACCAAAGACUGGAGGUGGUAAAGUUGUGGAAUCUAUUACAAAUGUGUCUGAACCACCCGAGACCACGCUAGAGACAUCUCCUCUGCCUUCCCAAACUAUAAUCCUACCCAGCCCAGAUGAGCCUUCGACCGAGCCGGGUAAAUAUUAUUUUGUAUUUCAUGUAGAAGCUCCCAAGCAGACACCGCGUGCUCCUCCCAAACCAAAAACAUCUCCACGUCCAAGAAUCCCACAAACACAGCCAGCCCUCAAGGUGUCCCAGCAUGUUACUUCAAAGCCAAAAGCAUUACCAAGUCCAGAAGUAUCAUAUACUCCACCUGUUCCAAGAGAUGUGCUCCUUCCCCCUAAACCAGACCCUGAAGUCUCCCAGAGCGAGCCUGUUCUGCAACCUGUUACCUUUAGAAUUGAUCCACCAGAGACAACAAUAGCUCCUUUAGAGACACGAGGCAGCCCUUUCAUACCCAUGAUUCCACCAAGUACUACUAGUGAAGAGGAACUGCAAGCCACUCUGGCAGAAACAGACCAAUCCACCCAAGGAUUCUUCACAACUAAGAUUCCGCUAACAACUGAAUUGGCAAAGACAACUCAGGCACCACACAGAUUGUAUACUACUCCUGUGAGGCCCAGAAUACCGGACAAAGCACACAUCAGACCCAUUCUGAAUAAGACAACUAUAAGACCUAGUAGACUCAAACCCAGUAGGACUCCCAAAGAGAAUGGAAUGGGAACAGGGGUCAAGCAAGCACCAAAGCCAUCAAGUGCUGGUAAAAAUAUGUCAGUGGACUCUACCCACUCCACCAAAAAACCAGCCGCAGUCCCAGGCACUCGCCGCCCACCCUUGCCACCUAGACCUGUGCCCCCACGAAGAAAACCUUUACCACCAAAUAAUGUCACUGGCAAGCCAGGAAGUGCAGGAAUCAUUUCAUCAGGCCGAGUAACUUCUCCACCCCUGAGGGCCACACUUAGGCCUACUGAAGCCCCUUCAGAAAGAACAGAGACAGAUGAAAAGCAACCAACAGCUCCUGCCUCAGGAGAAGAUCUUGGUAAUAUAACUGACUUUAGCUCAAGUCCAACAAGAGAAACUGAUCCUCUUGGGAAGCCCAGAUUCAAAGGUCCUCAUGUGCGAUACAUCCAAAAACCUGACAACAGACCCUGCUCCAUCACUGAUUCUGUCAAACGGUUCCCCAAAGAGGAUGCCACCGAGGGGAAUGCCACCAGCCCACCGCAGAACCCACCUACCAACCUCACUGUGGUCACUGUGGAAGGAUGUCCCUCAUUUGUCAUCCUGGACUGGGAUAAGCCACUAAAUGAUACCGUCACUGAAUAUGAAGUUAUAUCCAGAGAAAAUGGGUCAUUCAGUGGGAAGAACAAGUCCAUACAAAUUACAAAUCAAACCUUCUCCACAGUAGAAAAUCUAAAACCAGAUACAAGCUAUGAAUUCCAGGUGAAACCCAAAAACCCACUUGGAGAAGGCCCACCCAGCAACACAGUGGCAUUCAGUACUGAAUCAGCGGACCCAAGAGUGAGCGAGCCAGUUUCUGCAGGGAGAGAUGCCAUCUGGACUGAAAGACCCUUUAACUCAGACUCUUACUCAGAAUGUAAGGGCAAACAGUAUGUCAAACGGACGUGGUAUAAAAAAUUUGUAGGGGUGCAGCUGUGCAACUCUCUCCGAUACAAGAUUUAUCUGAGUGACUCCCUCACAGGAAAAUUUUAUAACAUAGGCGAUCAGAGAGGCCAUGGAGAAGACCACUGCCAGUUUGUGGACUCGUUUUUAGAUGGACGCACAGGACAGCAACUCAGUUCUGACCAGUUACCCACCAAAGAAGGCUAUUUCAGAGCAGUUCGUCAGGAACCUGUCCAAUUUGGAGAAAUAGGUGGUCACACCCAAAUCAAUUAUGUCCAGUGGUAUGAAUGUGGGACCACAAUUCCUGGAAAAUGGUAGAUGCUGCAAUCAGGAUCAAAAGUGCCUUCUGUUUAUCAUGGCAAAAAAAAUAAUUGGAAGCACUAUAGUAUUUGUCACAUUCAUUUAAAGCUGUUAUGUUUACUAUGUAUUAAAGUUUAAUAGCCAUAGUAGAUGUUUAUUAGAAAUGUUGCUGAGAAUAUUUAUCAGGUUUUACAAAAUCCUUUUAAGAAAACAAGAUAUUGACAUUAACAGGAUAACAUUUUUAGGGAAGCUGGCUCCCUAUCCAUGGUAUUUUAAGAGAUCAUUUGUAUAUUAUUUAUCACUGUUGUAAUGAUGUUUUGAGAUACUUUUAUAACAAAUUUAACAUCAAAAACUAAUAUACUUUUAAAAAAAUAUUUUAUUAAAGUGUAUUCUUACUGGUGAGUUAAUUCCAUAAAUCUCAACUUGGUUUAACUUAUUAGAUCAAAUUAUCUGAGCAUUUGUAUCUGGGGGAAAAAAGGUCCUAAUAUUCAUGUUUAUAUAAACUUCAAAUUUUUAGCAAUAGCUAAAUAGCUUUCCUGACGCAUUUCAAUCAAUAGUUAACCAUUCAUGCCGAUACACAUUUCCUUAAAUCUUUGCAAAUUACUGAAAACUGUUAGAAUAUCUGAUCUACUCAAUUUCAAAAUACACAUUUUGUUCUUUCUCUACCCAUAAAUAUGUUACAAUGUCUGAAUGUACUUUAUCAAACUAUCCCUUUAAGCAGGGAUUUGUCUUCAUACUGUUGUUAAUAGAAUUCUAAUGAAGCUGUACAUAGAGACUGAAUGUGAAGUCUGAGCACAAGAAGUAAUGCAUGACAUCCCUACCACUUUACAGGCCAUGUACUGUUUUUAGACCUCUAGGAAUGAAUGUAUCAGAGAAUGUUUUCAUAAUUCUGUCUAACUCAACUUGUAAUGAAAAUCUCAUUUAUUUUUAAAAAAAAAGUCCUUCAUUUGCGGAGGGACAUGGGAAUGCUGCAUUGUUGCCCUCUUUCUGAAAGGACCUUUCCUCUGCUUCAACAUGCUUCAAGUUUAUCGAUGCUACAUUUUGUAUUUUUCAAGCAAGUAUAAACUCUGCAAUAAAGAGAUGUAGUUUUUUUAAGACUGAGUUCUUCAUUUCUCAAUGAUUCAUCUCUAAGUUAUUAGGAUCUACCCAACCCCCCCCAUAUCUGUUGUGUUUUUAUGUAAUGUUAAUUUGUCUUCCUCUGAAAUCUAUUUUUAAAAAGUUUCAUUGUUUUAAACCAAUGAUAGAUUAAAUGCAUUUC